UGUUUUUUUUAAUGUUAUUGUGGUUCUGAAAUUUUAUGGAUCCCAACUGGCUGCUGCCGUUAUAUCCACAUGUCUCCUUCCACUGCAGAGAAGCAAAUUAGUGAAGAAGUUGACCAUUGAUGCACACCAGCAAUGGCAGCUCGGCUGCUCCGUUCUCGCCUCCCCAUCCUCAUCCUCCAUCUUGUUCUCUGGGUUUCUAUGUUAUGCAAAGAAGUUGGUUCCGUGCCCGUUGAGGAAGAAAACCGAUACCCCAAACCCCACUCUCCUAUUCUUUCUGAAGCCGUCGUCUCUCGCAUAGCCUUCGGCUCAUGUGCGAACCAGAGCGCCCCGCAGCCCAUAUGGAACGCGAUCAUCGAUUUCAAUCCCCAACUCUUUAUCUGGCUCGGUGACAAUAUUUAUGGUGAUAACCGCCGUCCUAUUAGGGUUUUUGGCCGUGAGGCCACCAUCGGCCCCUGGAAGAACACUCCUAGGUUCUUCCCGUCCGAAGAAAGUGAGAUGCGUCGGCGCUAUCAACUAGCUAAGGCUCAGCCUGGCUAUUCCCAGCUGAGGAAACGCGCUCAGGUUAUUGGAACAUGGGAUGACCAUGAUUAUGGAUUGAAUGAUGCAGGGAAAGAAUUUUCUGGGAAGAAUACUAGCCAAAGGCUUCUCUUAGAUUUCCUUGAUGAGCCUGAAGAUAGUCCACGGCGGAAACAAGCCGGUGUCUAUGCUUCAUACUUGUUUGGGCCAAAGGGAAAGCGGGUAAAGGUUAUUCUUUUAGAUACAAGAUAUCAUAGGGAUCCAUUGUUCAGUGAUGGAACCAUGUUGGGAGAAUCACAGUGGAAAUGGUUAGAGAAAGAGCUUUAUGGUCCAGGCUCUGAAAUUACUAUUAUUGCAUCUUCUAUUCAGGUUGUCUCAAACCUUUCUGCAAACACUGGUCCAAUUUUCUAUGUGGAAUCUUGGGGACAUUUCCCAAAGGAAAGGGAACGCCUCUACAAAUUGAUAAGCGAUAGCGAGAGAAGUGGAGUGUUCUUCAUCAGUGGCGAUGUUCAUUUUGCGGAGAUUACACGCUAUGACUGUGGUUGCGAAUAUCCAUUGUAUGACAUCACCUCGAGUGGUCUAACUCAAGCUGUUGAGAGGACUGUGCCUCCACCCUUGGAUUAUCUUUUGAGGUUAGCAGCCUGGUUGACGCCAACAACUAUGAGAGUAUUUUCUUCAACAUGCCAAUAUAAAAGUUGCACGUAUGCCAAGCAAAACUUUGGGGCAAUUGAAAUUGAUUGGAAUACAGUUCCUCAUAUUAUCAAGUUUGAAGUAAGGAGUGUCAGUGGCGAUUCUGUCAACAUGGUGAAAUUUCCUCUUACCGAGUUGCAACCAAAAAAAUCAAACAGAAGCCACGCUAAAGAAAAAUUUAGUGAACAUUGCAUUUUGGAAGUUGAGCUGCCAUGGUUUCUUAGGCAUCAGCUAGCUUUUGCAUUUUUUGGAACCUUAGCUGGCUAUUUUCUGGCUUUUAUUUUAUUUGUUUGGAUCAUUGCGUCAGCUGGCAAAACAUUUGUACAAAAGCUCAAGAUUGACUGAAAGUUUAGCGGAUAAAGGUAUCAGUUUUCCUGGCGAGGAAGUCAGAAGCAGCAGCUUUAGCAGUUUAAAACAGACCAGCCUUAUACAAAUCCUAGUACUUAAUGAAUGAAGAGUAUGUUGCUCCAUUUGCCCAACAGAUAGCUAUAGCUGGGUUAAGUAAAAUCUGUCUUAAUUUUUCUGCGUAUUUUGGUUGCAUCAACCACCAAUUUUUUAAGUUGUAGUUUAGCACUAUUGGUAGGAGGAAAGAUAACACGUGUUCUCAUUUUAUUGUGUUUGAAAUUCAGCUAUAUUGUAAAUUGGACAGUAAAAAAUCGAGAUCAUGUAAUGUGAUUAAAUUCACCAUAAAUUUAGAACAUUGAA
Phalaenopsis equestris is the source of this 1911-nucleotide messenger RNA. RefSeq lists its product as uncharacterized. Lineage: Eukaryota; Viridiplantae; Streptophyta; Magnoliopsida; Asparagales; Orchidaceae. The transcript is spliced from 8 exons. The record is from RefSeq and is a predicted model, not a curated record. Bases 133 to 1551 code for a protein of 472 amino acids.